UUAAACAAGCUGCCCCAUCCCCAGUGCUUCAUAUGCACAGGCACGUUUGGAAGACAGUGAUAAAAGAAAAGCUGGCCCACAAGGAUCACUGGGAUGAGCUGAAGUCUCUACACCCUGAAACGAUAUAUUGAGUGUCAGCUUGGGGCCAAUAAUUAACAUGAAACAUGUAGAAAUUGGAAGUGAUUUAGAGAAAAGCGAAAGGAGUAAGAACAAGAGGCUUGAUUUUGUUGAAGAGACGAUAUGCUGAGAGAUUCGUUUCCUCCAUUGCUGAGCUACACUAGCUGCGUGGCUCAGUAGCUGCGGACCCUGAUUGGACUUAACGAGGUGGCUUCGGGCUGGAGGCUGGCUCCAACUCUUCUCCACACAUCUCUCCACCUUCUGGGAUCAACCGACUACUGGACAAUAGUCUUCUAGCGGUGGUGACAGAAGUGCAGACGAGGAAUAGGAAAGAGAAGCAGCAGAUUUCGUUUCCUCUCCCUUUUCCUCAGCCACCUGCUCAUGACACGAUGUACAACUCCAGAGGGUGUCGUUCCAGUAGGCGAGUCCACUGAGAUACCCUUCUGACAGCAUUCUGGAAAGAGAGUCGAAACACGGCAGUUGACCAUAUAGAGAUGAAUAAACCAGCCAGUGCUUGUUCCAGAAAUGUUUGCAAGCCUCGGAUCUUUCUGGACUCCUCAUGUACUCAGUGUGGAGCUACAAGAGAUGGCCACAUAAAAAAAGACUGAUAACCUUGUUUGCCUGUGAGCACUGCACACUCAGAAGAUGCCAUUCACACCACAAUCUAUGCCAGGUUUCUUUCUGGACUCCUAAUAACUUCAAGAUGGAGGUUUUCAAUUCAAAAACAGCCGAACUACUUAGUCAUCAUCAAGUAGAAAUAAAACAAGAGUUUCCAAAAGAAGGAUGGGUGGAACAAGAUCCUAAGGAAAUUCUGCAGUCUGUCUAUGAGUGUAUAGAGAAAACUUGUGAGAAACUUGGACAGCUCAAUAUUGAUAUUUCCAACAUAAAAGCUAUUGGUGUUAGUAACCAGAGGGAAACCACGGUAGUCUGGGACAAGCUGACCGGAGAACCGCUCUACAAUGCUAUGGUGUGGCUUGAUCUAAGAACACAGUCUACCGUUGAGACUCUCAGUAAAAGAAUUCCAGGAAAUAAUAACUUUGUCAAGUCCAAGACAGGCCUUCCACUUAGCACUUACUUCAGUGCGGUGAAACUUCGUUGGCUGCUUGACAAUGUGAGGAAAGUUCAAAGGGCUGUGGAAGAAGAUAGAGCUCUUUUUGGGACCAUUGAUUCGUGGCUUAUCUGGUGUUUGACAGGAGGAGCCAACGGAGGUGUCCACUGUACGGAUGUCACUAAUGCAAGUAGGACGAUGCUUUUCAACAUUCAUUCUUUGGAAUGGGAUAAAGAGCUCUGCGAGUUUUUUGAAAUUCCAAUGAAAAUUCUUCCAAAUGUCCGGAGUUCUUCUGAGAUCUAUGGCCUAAUGAAAGCCGGAGCUUUGGAAGGUGUCCCAAUAUCUGGGUGUUUGGGGGAUCAGUCUGCUGCAUUGGUGGGACAAAUGUGUUUCCAAGAUGGACAAGCCAAAAACACGUACGGAACAGGCUGUUUCUUACUAUGUAAUACAGGCCGAAAGUGUGUAUUUUCUGAACAUGGCCUUUUGACCACAGUGGCUUACAAACUUGGCCGGGACAAACCAGUUUAUUAUGCACUAGAAGGCUCUGUAGCCAUAGCCGGCGCUGUUAUUCGCUGGUUAAGAGACAAUCUUGGAAUUAUAAAAACCUCAGAGGAAAUUGAAAAACUUGCUAAAGAAGUAGGAACUUCUUACGGCUGCUAUUUUGUGCCAGCGUUUUCAGGGUUGUAUGCACCUUAUUGGGAGCCCAGUGCGAGAGGGAUCAUCUGUGGGCUCACUCAGUUUACCAAUAAAUGCCAUAUUGCUUUUGCUGCAUUAGAAGCUGUUUGUUUCCAAACCCGAGAGAUUUUGGAUGCCAUGAACCGUGAUUGUGGAAUCCCACUCAGUCAUCUGCAGGUAGACGGAGGAAUGACCACCAACAAGAUUCUCAUGCAGCUACAAGCAGAUAUUCUGUAUAUCCCAGUAGUGAAGCCCUCAAUGCCAGAAACCACAGCCCUGGGAGCCGCCAUGGCAGCUGGAGCUGCAGAAGGGGUUGGUGUUUGGAGUCUUGAACCCGAGGAUUUGUCGGCUGUCACAAUGGAACGGUUUGAACCCCAGAUCAAUGCUGAGGAAAGUGAAAUUCGUUAUUCUACGUGGAAGAAAGCUGUGAUGAAGUCAAUGGGUUGGGUUACAACUCAGUCUUCGGAAAUUGGUGACCCUAGUAUCUUCUGUAGUCUGCCCUUGGGCUUUUUUAUAGUGAGUAGCAUGGUAAUGUUAAUCGGAGCAAGGUACAUCUCAGGUAUCCCAUAAGUAAUACCAGCUCAUGGAUUCAAAAGAUGCGAGCUUUUUACCUAACAAGAGAAUUCAGCGAUUAUGUCUUUUAAUGUGAUGACACUAUUCAUAGACUGAUUUUAUUUUUAAGCCACUUGCUGCAUGACCCUCCAAGUAGACCUGUGGCUAGAAAUAAAGAAAAUGCAGCA
Talpa occidentalis (Iberian mole) is the source of this 2580-nucleotide messenger RNA. RefSeq names its product glycerol kinase (gene GK). NCBI's taxonomy places the organism in Eukaryota, Metazoa, Chordata, Mammalia, Eulipotyphla, Talpidae. The record is from RefSeq and is a predicted model, not a curated record. Bases 677 to 2410 code for a protein of 577 amino acids. Gene Ontology annotation, biological process: triglyceride metabolic process; glycerol-3-phosphate biosynthetic process; glycerol metabolic process. Gene Ontology annotation, molecular function: glycerol kinase activity. The transcript has 26 exons. Gene Ontology annotation, cellular component: mitochondrion.